Molecule: messenger RNA, 1400 nt
Organism: Anolis sagrei ordinatus
Lineage: Eukaryota; Metazoa; Chordata; Lepidosauria; Squamata; Anolidae
Product: cystatin-B-like
Cellular component (GO): cytosol
Molecular function (GO): cysteine-type endopeptidase inhibitor activity
Source: RefSeq, a predicted model, not a curated record
GCCCUGACUGUGCAUUUGCGGAUGUUAUAGUGGUGGCGAAUGAGACAGCAACUUCCCAACCUCCUCCUGCCUGCUUUCCUUCCUUCCUUCCUUCCUUCUUUCUCUGUUUGAGGCCUAGUCCUGCAUCCCGGGCCCGCCCUCCUGAGUCAUCCUCCUUCCCUUCCUUCCUCCUUCUCUUCUUCCCUCUCGCAUCCAUCCCCUCAGGCGCUCCCUUCCUGAAGCAACUUCGGAGGCCGAGCCCAGCAGCGGAGAGCAUCAGCUACUUGCUCCACGAACUGAAAAGGGUCACAGUUGGUCCCACUAGUCUUUUUACGUGGAAGUCACCCCAAAGGCGUGGAAGAUGAAGUGUGGUGGCACCUUAGAGACCAAGCCGGCCACUGAAGAGACGCAGCAGAUCAUCCAGCAAGUCAAGGCCCAGUUGGAAGAGAAAGAAGGCAAGACCUUUGAUGUUUUCACUGCGGUCGGGUUUAAAACCCAGGUGGUUGCUGGAGUAAACUACUUUGUCAAGGUCCAUGUUGGAGAUGAUGAAUUUAUUCACAUGCGAAUCUUCAAAAGCCUCCCUCAUGAGAACAAGCCACCAGAGCUCACCAGCUACCAAAGCAAGAAAGGAAAGCAUGAUGAACUGUCCUAUUUCUAGACAGCUCUUCAGAUUUUUUUCUAUUAUGAUUUUUUUAUGAUUUGCUUUUUGUAAUUUUUCUUCACAAUUGUACUACAGAUGUUUUAUACAAUACGAUAAAAUAGCAUUAUAGUAGACUCUUAGUUAACCAACACCCAUGGGGAUUGGUACAUGCCAGGUAAUACAGUUUCCAGUUGCUUGAGGUCAAUAACCCAUAUUAUAUCAUACCAUAAACUCUGUAUUGACUUAAUAUUAAUAUUGAAAUACUGUAAUGAAAAGCAAUUUAAGACAAAUAGAGACAAACAUAAUAUAACAUCAUUACUGUAUUAUAAGAACAGCUUGGUGAAUGCAGUAUGCAAUUUUAGUUAUUUUUGCUUGAGAGUUCUGAUAACUGAGAGUCUACUGUAUUUCUUUCCAUCUUCUCCCCUCCUUAAUCUUCACUAUUGAGUUCCCAUUCCUUGUAGGAGACAUAUAUUAUCAUGACAUAUAUAAUAUGUAUCAUCCUAGGUUAAAGCUCUCACUAAGACUCUAAUCAUUGUAUCUGCAUAAAAUCAAAUUAAAUCAUUGUAUCUACAUAAAACCAGGGUGGUGCUUCUUCCUGCUUCAAACUGAUUUGAAACCUUCAGUCCAUAAUUGUGUGUCUUUUGUCUUUUUUAAUAUAAAAUUUAGGAUUGAUUCCCAAUCCAUUCUAAAGUUGUUUUGAUCUUUUUCUCUGAAAUUAUAAUUUCUUGAAAUCAACGCUUAUUAUGCAAAUUCAAAUGAAUAAAUGACAAUUUAAAUAAAA